Molecule: messenger RNA, 719 nt
Organism: Kickxella alabastrina
Lineage: Eukaryota; Fungi; Kickxellomycota; Kickxellomycetes; Kickxellales; Kickxellaceae
Exons: 3
Coding region: 225-509 (94 amino acids)
Source: RefSeq, a predicted model, not a curated record
UGUCCCUGUCCCUGUCCCUGUCCUUGUCCCCGCCACUAUCCCCGCCGCCGCCGUCGUCGUCUGUGCCGUUGCCCACAGCAGACAGCUGCGCCGCCAUAGCCGCGCCGCCGUCGCCAAUGUUCUCAAGUCGGCUGAGCGUCUCCCAGACCAUAGUGCCGCGUGUGAGCUCCUUGGAUCCAAUGGCGCCGUCGCCAAUCAGGUGGUACCACGCCUGGUAGUCCGACAUGCCCCUGUACACGGCGCCACCCACGUGCGUAGCGGUGUCCUCGCUGUGCUCCUUCCUGUGCCUCUGCAUGGCCGCGUUGGUCGGCACAAGCAGCGUGGCGUUUCGAAUGCGGUUGAGCGGAAGCACCAUGCGCAGCCGCUGCACCGUGUGCAGAAACUCGGAGAACCGCUCGUCGGACGACAGGAGGGCCGAUACCAGCAGAAGCAGCAGCAGCAGCAGCGCCACCGAUGGCUCGCGCGUCUUGAGCCGUCGCAUUUCGUCAAGCAAAUGUGUGUGUGAGUAAAAGAGUGUAAAAAGAAAUUAAAAAUGAGACAAUGAAAGCCGAAUUUGAAUUGGAGUAAAAAAAAGGGAGGGGGGAAUGGAAAUAAAAGUAAAAGGAAAAGAGGUUGACCUUAAAGCGGAGUUGUGUGUGCCCCCACGUGCUUACCAAUAAAACCACAGAAACCCGACUGACUGCGCUGUCAACGUCAACGCGCGCUGCUUAUGAUGUGAC